GAUUUUUGCUACACCUAGUGUGACAUUUGUUCGUCGUCGAGUAGGAGAAGAAUUCAAUCAGGAGUGUGUGGUGCCUACUUUGAAACAUGGUGGCGGCAGCGUAAUGGUCUGGGGCUGCAUGAGUCGGAAAAAUGUCCGUGUGUGAGGGUCGCAUGGAUUCCACAAAGUACAUAAACGUACUUGCAUGUGCUCUUUUGCCGUCGUUUACCGCACUUUAUGGUGAUACCAACAUGAAUGGUGUCAAAUUCCAGCAAGAUAAUGCGCCUUGCCACAAAGCUGCACGGACAAAAAGGCUUGGUUCAGAGAAAACUGUAUCGAGCUUCUGGGUUGGCCUGCCCAGUCACAAGACCUGAGUCCGAUUGAACAUUUGUGUAACUUAUUAAAACGCAUGAUCAGGCGUCACACAAUCAACACAGAAGAAGAGUUAAAGCGCCGCCUACGUGAAGAAUGGAACGCUUUAACUUACGAAGAAUGUAAUAAACUUGCACGAUCUUUACCUAGAAGAAUUUCUGCUGUACUUAAGAAAUUAGAUCCACUUGUAAAUAUGGCAUCUAAUGCAGACUCCUGUGAUUCCUGUAAAGACAGCUUUGUAGUCAACUCAAAAUACAUUGAAGGCAGUAUAUGUGAAGGCAGAUAUCAUACAGUUUGCGUUUCGGUGAAGGACUCUUGGUUGAAGCUCUUUUCUGAUUGGGUUAAUUUUUCAUGGAGUUGUGAUAAAUGUAUUCUCCAAUCCCAGUCACGUGGACAGCAACUGGCUUCUGAAAUUGCAGCAUUGAAAAAAGAGAUCGAAUUUUUAACACAUGAGAAGAACUUGAGCUCUAAAAUGAUAGAGCAACUAGAAUACACAAACAAUCUCCAAAAAUCAGUCAUUGAUUCGCAUCAGCAACAAGCAGCUCAUUCCAAGAUGAAUUCAGUUAUGCUACCUUCGAGAUCAACUACUUCCGCAACGCUAAGCUUUAGCGAUGCAGUCAAAAAAAUACCGAACAGGUCUUCUGUCUUGCUAAUCAAGUCUGACAGUAACUCUGGCAAUAACGAUAUUCUGCGGGAUGUAACAACUUCAGUAAAUCCUGCUAAAAUUAAUGUUUGCAUUAAUAACACGCACAAAAUAAGAAAUGGAAUUGCAGUUCACUGUCAAGAUGAGAAACCGCCUCGGGGAAGUUUGGAUGUUGCAGUAAGUAUAUUAGAUAAUACGUUGUCCAUCUUAGCACCGUCUAAUGAAUGCAUCUUGGUACUUGGUGACCUCAACGUUAAUUUCUUUAUUGAUAAUAAGAUUAAUCAGUGCUUUCAAUCUUACAGCCUGCACCAGUUAUUGAAUGAACCAACUCGAAUAAUUGAUCACUCUUCAACGCUUUUAGAUCCGGUUUUCUUCAACUGUGCACAAAGAUGUUCCAAAGUGGGAACUUUCACUGUUAACUUUAGUGACCAUCAGGCAGUAUUCUGUCACAUUUCGUGUAAAAACAAUAAACCACCACCUAGACUAAUUACAUUUAGAGACUAUCGCAAUUGUGAUCUAACCUCUUUUGACGAUGACUUAUUUAGCGUUAAUUGGGCUGAGUAA
Molecule: messenger RNA, 1558 nt
Organism: Acanthoscelides obtectus
Lineage: Eukaryota; Metazoa; Arthropoda; Insecta; Coleoptera; Chrysomelidae
Source: the annotation of a GenBank genome assembly